AUGAGUGCUACUAUUACUUAUAGUCCAACAACUACAGUUAUGAGUGAUCAAAUGAAUGAUCAAAGUUCAGGAUCACCUGCUUUUACACUGAUAAAGAACGCACAUUAUUUAAACCAAAAACAAUCUCAAAGUCAAGUAAUAUUGACAAGUAGCAAGAAUACACAUGAUUUAAAUCAAGAACCGUCUCAACGUCAAUUAGUAUCCACAAUUAGCAAAAACACACAUGAUUCAAAUCAAGAACAGCCUCAACGUCAAUCAAUAUUAACAAUUAACGAAAACACACAUGAUUUAAACCAAAAACCGUCUCAACGUCAAUUAGUAUCAACAAUUAACAAUCCCGAUGAAAUAGAAUCGUACAUGUGCUGGUCUAUUUUGAGUAUACUAUUCUGUGGUGUAGGACUCGGAUGUAUUGCAUGCUGUUUUUCAUGGAAGGCUGGACGUUUAUUAGAACAAGGCGAUACUCAAGGUGCAUUAAGAGCUUCAAAAGAUGCUCGAACAAUGAAUAUUUUAGCUACAUUAUUUGGCAUAAUUAUAAUUAUUAUCGGCAUUUUAUACCUAGCUGGUGUAUUCUAA
Adineta steineri is the source of this 573-nucleotide messenger RNA. The record is from the annotation of a GenBank genome assembly. Lineage: Eukaryota; Metazoa; Rotifera; Eurotatoria; Adinetida; Adinetidae.